CCUCGGCAAAUAAAUAGAGCGGUACUGAAGGGCUCUAGUUGCGCCGCGGAGAGACGGGUGUUGGUGGUUUGUUGGUAUUGCGACGUUACCACUUGUGGCGCUUUUUGCCUGCCGCGCCGGUGAGAGGCAGCGGACACAGGAUCACGUAACCAUGAUUGAAGAUAAGGGCCCAAGAGUUAGCGACUACUUUGUAGUUGCAGGACUGACUGACACAUCUACACCAUUGGAACAAGAAAUCACAGUGGUGGAGCCCAAGUCAACAAAGCCGAAAGCACCAAUAACAGAUAUUGCUGUCAUAAUCAAAUCAGCAGGAGAAAAUGUUCCUGAAGGUUAUACCUGCAUUGAAAUUACACCAACAGGACUUCCAGCAAAUUUAAAUUUUGGGAGUUUGAAAAGUCCAGAGAUAUACCUUUGCUAUAAGAGGGGACUUGAUGAGCCACCCCUUAUUGAUAUUGGGGUUUUAUAUGAGGGGAAAGAGCGCGUCAUUCCAGGCUGUGAAAUCUUACAAGCAACUCCUUUUGGCCGUUGUGCCAAUGUUAACAACAGUUCAGCCAGUUCUCAGAGAAUCUUCAUUACCUAUCGAAGGGCUCCUGUGAACAGGCACCAAAAUUCUUUAGCUGUGACUGACAUUUGUGUUAUUGUUACCAGUAAAGGAGAAACUCCACCCCACACUUUCUGCAAAGUUGAUAAGAACUUAAACUGUGGCAUGUGGGGUUCCAGUGUCUAUCUUUGUUACAAGAAGUCUGUUCCUGUUUCCAAUUCGAUUGCAUAUAAGGCCGGAUUAAUAUGCCGAUAUCCUGAAGAGGACUAUGAGUCGUUCCCACUGUCAGAGUCAGUGCCUCUCUUUUGCCUUCCAAUGGGAGCUACUAUUGAAUGCUGGCCUCCCCAGACAAAAUAUCCAUUACCAGUUUUCUCCACCUUUGUGUUAACUGCUUCAUCAGCAGAGAAGGUUUAUGGUGCUGCCAUCCAGUUUUAUGAAUCAUAUCCAAUAGAGCAACUUAACGAGAAGCAGCUUGUGCAACUCAGCCUCAUCACCGCUGUGGGGAAGAAACUAAUCACCUCCAAGUCUGUGCACACCAAUAAAUGCAUCUGCCUUCUGUCCCGCUGGCCCUUCUUUGAGGCAUUCCGCAAAUUUUUGAUGUUUCUGUAUAAACUUUCAGUCUCAGGACCUCAUCCUUUGCCAAUUGAGAAGCAUAUAUCCCACUUCAUGCAUAAUGUUCCCUUCCCAUCAGCCCAGAGGCCAAGAAUCUUGGUUCAGCUAUCUGCACUUGAUGCAUUGAUUCUGUCUCAGCCGGUUUCAACACCCUUGCCUUUAAGAGGAGCAAACUUUAGCACUUUGCUGAUGAACUUGGGUGCUGAAAACUGUGCAAUUCUACUGUACUUAGUCUUGAUGGAAAACAAGAUUUUGUUGCAUUCUCUCAGGCCUGCUGUAUUGACAGGUGUGGCUGAAGCUGUUGUGACUAUGAUUUUUCCUUUUCAUUGGCAGUGUCCGUAUAUUCCACUCUGUCCAUUGUCCCUAGCUGGAGUCCUCAAUGCACCAAUUCCAUUUAUUGUUGGUGUUGAUUCGCGAUAUUUUGAUCUUAAUGACCCACCUCUGGAUGUUGCGUGUGUGGACCUAGAUACAAAUACGAUAUAUAUAUCUGAUGACAGGAAGAACUUAACCUGGAAGCAACUCCCAAAAAAACCUGGGAAGAAUCUCUUCAGUUCUUUAGUGAGUCUACAAAAUCAGCUUUCAUUAAUUCACAGGAGAGCACAGGAAGGGUCUGCUAUCGAGAUGACACCAAUAGAGGCCGAUUUUUCCUGGCAUAAAAAGAUGAUAUCACUGGAGAUGGAAAUUCAGGAGGCCUUUUUGCGAUUUAUGGCAUCAAUAUUGAAAGGAUAUAGAACAUACCUCAAACCAAUCACCCAGGCUCCUUCUGAAAAAGCCACUUCUGCAAAUUCACUAUAUGACCUACAAGGAUUCUUGAAGUCUCGUGAUCGAACACAUCAGAAGUUCUAUGUUCAGUUGACUAAAACACAGAUGUUCAUUCGUUUCAUUGAAGAGUGUUCUUUUGUGAGCGACAAAGAUGCCAGCCUAGCAUUUUUUGAUGACUGUAUAGAUAAGCUUUUUCAUUCUGACAAGGGCACAGAGAAAGGAAAUAAGGUUGAUGCUGACUGCACUGAAGAUACGAAGCUCAUUGAACUGGAUGAGUCACAAAGAAGUGAGCACACUGUCUUCAUCAUGCCUCUGGAACCUGCUUCUGACGAGCAAGAUCUAGAAGGGAAAUUUAGCUAUAAAACAUUCCCAGUGCUUAAACCAGAGCUAUUUGACAGACCACAGGAAAUGAAAAUGCCUGUUAGGCUAUUAGUUGGAGGUCCUGUUCCCAGCAGUCCAGCCCUCAUGGCAAAACGAACUAAGCAGGAGAUGAAAGCUGCUCAAAAAAUUGCUAAGAAAUACUUCUCAAUUCCUGCACUUUGGUUCAAAUGCUUGUUCAGCCAUUGUUACAGUCUUUGGUUCAUUUGCUUGCCAGCAUAUGUUGGAGUUUCUCAUUCUAAGGUCAGAGCACUGCAGCAAGCAUAUGGUGUUCUCAUGAAAAUGAGAAAUUUGAAGGUUGAUCCACUCGAUGAGGUGUGCUACAGGGCUUUGAUGCAGUUGUGUGGACUCUUGGGACACCCAGUACUUGCUGUUCGAGUUCUGUUUGAAAUGAAAAAUGCAGGUGUGCAACCAAAUGCCAUUACUUACGGUUACUACAACAAGGCUGUUUUGGAGAGUCCCUGGCCCAGUAGUAAUCGCAGUGGUUGUUUUCUAUGGACAAAAGUGCGGAAUGUGGUUCAAGGUGUCGCACAAUUUCGCCAAGCUUUCAAAAAGUCAAGCUCUUCAAAUGCUCAAGUUUCGUUGACCUCAGGUGGAAGUGAUACGGAUGCUGUGAGCCAUGGUAGCGUGGAUAGUUCUAAUGAUGCUAACAAUGGGGAGCAUGUGUUCGUCCGAGACCUAAUCAGACUAGAUUCCACUGAUAAUCACGGUAGCACAGGUGUUCAGUCAGACCAAGGUUAUGGAUCUAAAGAUGAACUUCGGCGUGAUGGCAUUGACCUGCAAGAAGAUGCAUUAGUAGAAGUUAGCUCAUCUGGUCUAAUUACAGAGCAAAAAGAAAAAAGUCCAGACAGUGCUGGUGAGAAUUCAGCAAUGAGUAAAGAAAUGAAGAGUUCCAACUCCCCAGAAAGACUUCACUCAAGUAGCAGCAUUGUGAAACUUCAGUGUUCUCCUGUUGGCAACAAUGGGAGCAACUGUGACGUAGCGAACUUGCUGAUGGUAAAACAUGAUCAUUACCAUGGUGGUGAUGCAGUUGAUGACUCCAGUACACAAAUGCAGCGAAAAAAUAGUGAGAAAAUUCAGCAACGGCAAAAGCGCUGGGCAGAAAGGAGCUGCAGCUUCAGUACUGAUUCGCGGCCUAAUAUGUUACUUCAAAAGGGAAGCCUUGAAACUGAUCCUAACGAGAUAGCAGAGAUGAUGGGUGCUGAUGCCAAGAUCCUAACUGCUGUUCUUUGCAGUGCCAAGGAGCCAGAUUCAGUACUUAAGACCCAUUCAAACUUGGAUCAUUCAGCUAAGCAAACAGGAGAGUGUCAAGGUGAAGACGGCACAACUACGUUUGAUAAAUUCUCUGAUAUUUCAGAGAAUAGUGACUUAAGCAAAAUAAAAAUAUCAGAUAAACACCCUAGAAAUGUAGUACUUGAGGACCUGCAGGUUGAGCCAAAUUCUUUUCUUCCAAUUGAUGAAGAACAGGAAGUUGAAGGCCCUAUGCACAGAAGGACAACUGCUUGUCCCACAGUUAAACCUGUAGAAAGAGAAGAUGUUAGGGUAGGCUUUGAUCCAUUGUCAUUGCUAGCCUCAGAGACAGAGAAGAAAAUCUCUUCCAAUGUUGAGAAGAAUGUUCCCACCGUUGUCUCUCGAAAACUUGCAGAUGAAAUUGAAAUGUAUAUGAAUCUUAAAAGCCCUCUUGGGGGAAAAUCUGCCAGUAUGGAACUGCACAAGGCAGAGAAUGAAGAGAAGUCAUUAGGUGACAGCAGUGAUGUGCACUGUCAUGCACCGGAAAGAAGGUCAAGUCUCCCAUCUAGCCCAGUACCACCAGAAGCUGCACAGUCGAUAUCUGUAUCAGUGUCCAGAUCAAAAACAUUUGCUGGGCAGCCUAAAGUGCAAAAGGCCAUUUCACAGAAGAUGCGUUCAGCUUCAUUAACUGCCUUAGUAAGAAACACUCAGCAUGGCUCCUUGGGAUCCAUGGUCACGUCAAUUUCAGGAUUUAAGCUUGACAAUCUGCUCUCAGGACCCAAGAUGGAUGUACUUAAAUCUGGUAUGAAACAAGCAGCAAAUGUUGCCAGUAAAAUGUGGGGAGCUGUGGCAUCAGCAUACUCCUAUUCUGAUGACGAGGAUGAGCCACAUGAUGACUCAAGAUUCAAUUUUCCUUCUGGUGUUCAAGAUUAUCAUUAUAGCGGCAGUCCAAUGGAAAGAAUAGGUCUACCUGCAAUGGCUACAAAUGGCCUAAAUCAAAGCAGCACUAGUCUAGGCAGCAGCACCAGCAGUGAUACUGGUAAACAUCCUCUGACAGGCGCUGCAUAUUCAUCUAAAGUAGGAAAAGGUAAUGAGCCUGAGAAAUCAGAUCUUGGAUCCUCCCAGUGUGUCAGUACAUCAAGCAUCUUCCAGAAUUGUGCUUUGGAGGUGUUGAUGUCCAGCUGUUCUCAGUGUCAUGUCUGUGAAGCUUUGGUUUAUGAUGAGGAGAUUAUGUCCGGUUGGAGUGCAGAUGACUCUAACCUUAACACCACUUGUCCAUUUUGUAAAAAUGCUUUCUUGCCAGUGCUAAAUAUUGAGUUUAAGGACUUGCGAGAUACUGGAAGCUUUUAUUUGAAAUCCAGUGUGUCUGGUGACAGUUUGCACAACCAGCAUGUAACCACUGCAGCAGAACCUGUUGUGCAAAACACUGACUCUGCCUCUGAUACCUCAGAUCUUAUUAACAUGGAAGAAUCACCACUGCCUCCUGUGGAACAGAAGGAAACCAAUUCCGAACAUAAAAGUGCUUUAUCUAAAGGUCCUCACGAACUGGCAAAUAAUGGAAGUAAUGAAGCCCCUCAACGGACAGGAUCUUUGAUCCGAAGUUACAGUGUAGGUGGCCCGCUACAAAACUUGGAUGUGUCUCAGCGGCCUGCACAUGGUAUUUCAACAACCAGCCUACCAAGCAGUCUGCAUGAAAGUGUGGAUCCUACGGGUCUGCAGAAGAGGCCUAACCCAAAGCCUGUAUCUGUUCCAUAUCUAAGUCCAUUAGUACUGCGUAAGGAGUUGGAGUCUCUGUUGGAUAAUGAGGGAGAUCAAGUGAUACACAGUUCCAAAUUUAUUAACCAGCAUCCAAUUAUUUUCUGGAACCUUGUCUGGUAUUUCAGACGGCUAGACUUGCCAAGCUACCUGCCUGGACUCAUUCUGACUUCUGAGCAUUGUAAUAAAGGAAUGCAGAUGUCUCUGUCAGAUCUUUCACAGGACAGCAAAUUGGUGUAUAUACAGCUUCUCUGGGAUAACAUUAAUCUUCAUCAAGAGCCUGGUGACCCAUUGUAUACACGUUGGAGAAACAGGAAUAAAAAUUUGAUUGGUGGAUUAACUCCUGAUAGUCAGGUGGAGAAGAGUCCCCUGCACAUUAUUGUGAGAAGUAUUCAGACUAAUGAUGUGUUUGGACCUAUGUGUCUACUGCUGAAGGAGAUCAGCAAACAUCCUGAAAACAAACGACAAAGGAGUAUGUAUAGGGAAAUUUUGUUUCUUUCCUUGGUUGCCCUCGGGAGAGAGAAUAUUGAUAUUGAUGCUUUCGAUAGAGAAUACAGAUCAGCAUAUGAGCGCCUGACAGAAGAACAGUUGAAUGUAGCACAAGCUAUCGAUUUGCCACCCUGCAAGAGGAUUGAGUGGUGUCGCAAGUGUUUUGAGCCUCCCUUCAUCUAACAAAAGUGCAACAUCUCUACAGAAUUGAACCACUAUGACGAUGUCCGGAGUGUGACUGUAAACAUUCAAACUGUAUGUGUGCCUAGAUGGUUAGAAUUAACAUGAUAUACAUGAAAAUAUGGAUGGACAAGUGCUAUGUCAUUUUGAAUGAUGAAGUGUCCAGUUCUGUUCUGUGCUUUAUGGAAAGGAGAUUCUUUGGAAUGUAACUGCUGAACACUAAAUGUCUUAAGGCAGUUCUGCCAUUUUUUUACCAAUGGUCUAGUAGUGCAGUGUUUUGUACAAAUUUCACAAAGGAUGGUUCUGACCAUAUUGUAUUUUUUUAGUAUCAACUGGAUUUUGUUUUGGAUGAUUUCCUUAUGAUGUAAAUGUGUUGAGAUUCUACAGUUCUAAAUGAUUUAUUAUAUACUGUAUAUAUAAUAAAAAUGCCCCACCAAGUCAUAAAACAUCACCCAAUUGGACUGCAGAGAAGAAAGACAAUUGGAGAGGAUUGCACAUUCAUAAUUAACAAUCCAUUUGACUUCUUUCUGUGCAAAGACCAGCUCCUGCUUUAUGUUUUGGUGGUUAUAUUGAAUACCUGCUCUGAUAUCUGACAGUCCUAUUUCUCUGUGCUCCAUAUAUAAAGGGAUCUAUAAUUUUAUGGCGGUAUUUUUGAUAUUUUCCAGUCAAAGCCCAUUCAGAGCCUUCAUACUCUGCCCAGAUGAUAACACAGUUGUUCUAUGUAAAAUAUGACAUAUUGCUGACACUUUUUCUUCAGGAUUUAUAUUGAGAAAUUAUAAACGCACUGGGUGAAUCAUGGUAGUACAAAUGAAUUGAAGGACGAAAUUUUGAUUCUGGUACCUAAAUAUGCAGUAAUCUAUCAAAUUCUUCACCAUACUGAAUUGUAAAAUGAGUAAUUUUUAUAUUUUAAUAUCUCUAGUAAGCCAGAUUUCAUCUAUCAUUCAAAUGUACAGCUGCACAGUUGUUUAAUAUGACAGCAGUUAGUACAGUUCUCUAAAUGUGGUAAUUUAAAUAAAAAUUAAUUUAAAAA
Messenger RNA from Mobula hypostoma (lesser devil ray), 6977 nucleotides. RefSeq names its product DENN/MADD domain containing 4C (gene dennd4c). Gene Ontology annotation, molecular function: protein binding. The record is from RefSeq and is a predicted model, not a curated record. Gene Ontology annotation, cellular component: cytoplasmic vesicle. NCBI's taxonomy places the organism in Eukaryota, Metazoa, Chordata, Chondrichthyes, Myliobatiformes, Myliobatidae. Gene Ontology annotation, biological process: regulation of Rab protein signal transduction. The transcript is spliced from 33 exons. The coding region runs from base 152 to 5950 and encodes 1932 amino acids.